GUUCCGGCGGCUCUUAGUGCUCGGAUUUCUGGAGACGCCCUCUGCACGUGGAGAGGCGCGGGGACUCCGCGACCUCACCCUGCAGCGUCCGCAUGUUUGAGGAGCCGGAGUGGGCCGAGGAGGCCCCAAUAGCUGCGUGCCUCCGGCCUGUAGCGUCACGGCCUCGGCCAGCGGCAGCCUCGCAAAUCAGGGGCUCCAAGCGCCGCCAGCUCUUGGCCACACUGCGGGCCCUGGAGGCAGCAUCUCUUUCCCAGCAACCUGCCAGCCUGCCUGGCAGUGACUCUGAGGAGGAGGUAGUGGAAAGGAAGAAAAAACGCCCCAAAAAGGCUUCAUUUAGUGUUUUUACUGAAGUAGAGGAGAAAAGGAAGAAGCAGCAUCAAAAACAGCGACUACCUGGCAGUGACUCUGAGGAAAAGGAAGUAGAAAAAAAGAAGUGUCAUAAAGGGGCUGUUCAUGGCAGUGACUCUGCUGCAGAAGAGAGAAGAAAGGGGAGAUGCCAGAAACAGGCCCCUUCAAACCCAGCUCAGCACCUGGACAGUGUUGACCAAACAGGUCUCAAAGCUUGGAAGAGUAAUGCUACAGAUCACCCACCCAAGCCGAGCUCUGGGACCACUUCUCCCCAGCCCCCCCAUACCUUGAGUCGCAAGCAGUGGCGGAACCGACAGAAGAACAAGCGUAGACACAAGAACAAAUUUCGGCCACUUCAGCCAGCAGACUUGGCUCUAGCCACAGCCCCCACAGAGGAGACAGAGGUGCCUCCUGCUCCCAUUCAAGACAGCCAAGAGACUCGGGCAGGAGCUUUGCGAGCCCGCAUGGCAGAGCGGCUGGAUGGUGCUCGAUUUCGCUACCUCAAUGAACAGCUGUACUCAGGGCCCAGCAGUGCUGCACAACGCCUCUUCCAGGAAGACCCUGAGGCCUUUCUCCUUUACCACCGUGGCUUCCAGAGCCAGGUCAAGAAGUGGCCACUACAGCCAGUGGACCGCAUCGCCAGGGAUCUUCGCCAUCGGCCUGCAUCCCUGGUGGUAGCUGACUUUGGCUGUGGGGACUGUCGCCUGGCUUCAAGUAUCCGGAACCCUGUGCACUGCUUUGACUUGGCUUCUCUGGACCCCAGGGUCACGGUGUGUGACAUGGCCCAGGUGCCUCUGGAGGAUGAGUCUGUAGAUGUGGCUGUAUUCUGCCUUUCAUUGAUGGGAACCAACAUCAGGGACUUCCUAGAGGAGGCAAAUCGAGUGCUGAAGACAGGUGGUCUCCUAAAAGUGGCUGAAGUUAGCAGCCGCUUUGAAGAUGUCCGGACCUUUCUGGGAGCUGUGACCAAACUGGGCUUCAAGGUCAUCUCCAAGGACCUGACCAACAGCCACUUCUUCUUGUUUGAUUUUGAAAAGACUGGGCCCCCUCUGGUGGGGCCCAAGGCUCAACUCUCAGGUCUGAGGCUUCAGCCGUGUCUCUAUAAGCGCAGGUGAUCUCUGGACAACUUGAAAGGGGAGUCAAGUCUUGAACUCCAGUUCAAAACUCUGAAGAUCGUAACCAGCCAGGCUGUGCCCCAGGACCUGAUGCCACCCUUCCUCCGUCCCAAGAACAAAGUGUGAUGAAACCCCUGGCUCAGCCCUUCUCUAGUGAAGGAUUCUUGGUUGCGAGAAGCAUAAAAUCACUCAGACUGGCUAAAGAUAAUAAGGAGUUCCUUGUGAGAACACAGGGCUAUCUGGGAAUUAUGGAUCCCCUAGGUAUGGAAACCAGAUGGUUUGGAAUUCAAGGCAUCUCUGGGUUUGAUUCCUUUUUCCCAUCUCUCAGGAGCGACGUGUGCUUUCUCUCCUGGCAUCUCCAUUCUCUUCUCUUCUGACCUGUUUGCAGACCAGCUCCCUCUGCUUACUCAUAUGUAUACUCCUUCAGCUUUGGUCUGCUCAGGUUGUCGAGGCCUCAGACAGGCAGGCAUUGCUUCCUGGGUCUGGGACAACUGGUGACCCACUAACAUGCUGGCUCAACGCACCAGUCACGGCUUCUGGGUCAGGACUGUGUUUGUCUCUGUAUUAAGCACUUCUUUCCCCUCUGUCCUCAUCACCAUCUUUGGAGUCACAUGGUCCAGACAACUCCCAGCAGUUAUUGUUCUGUGUAGUGUUGAUCUGUGUCUGGCUGAGAGCACAGAUUUUAGAAUCAGGUGGGUUUGAGUUCAAAUCCUGGCCCUGCCACUUAAUGCUGAGAAUCAUUUAAUCUUUGAAUGUCACAUUCUUCAUUUGGAAAAUGGUAGGAUUUCUGUCUUGUGGGAUUGUUAUGUGGGCCAGCUGAGGAAAUUGAUAGCCAGGGCCAGGUACUGAGGAGGUGCUCAAUAGACUGUUGCUGUGGCUGUUAUGUCUUGUAAGUUUUAUUCUCUAAGGACCUUCUCAAGGCUGUGUUGGAGGUUGAAGGAUAAAGAAUAGAUUUGUUGACUGAGGAAGACUCAGCUUAAUAUAGGCCUUUGAUCAGGUUUAUUUAAUAGGAGAUUUAGAGAUUCUUGGUAGAGUCUGAACUGUCUUUGGAUGGGGUUGGUGAGGGAAUUGGGUCUAUUCAUAAAUAACCAUCAGUUAAUGCUUGGGCUGGUUAUUGGCAAAAGGGUCUGUCAUUUCUGCCUAGCAGUGGGCCCAGAUCAGCAUGUUUUAGGAAAGCUGUACGAAAGGAAGGCUAGCUCUGGGAGAAGAUGAACUGGGUUGAUAGAUCUUUGGCUGUUCUAAACAGAAUCUACCAUGAUUCCAGGCAAAAAGAUACAACCUUUUCUACCUAUUUCCAAGAAAAGAACUCAGCACGACCACUGCGACACAGGUUUCAAGGUUCUGAGCUGGUUGGAUGCCUCCGGAAGGGGAUGGAGGUUCUGAGGCAGGCUGUUAGCCAGAGGGCAUGUGUACUCUUCUCUCUGCUGAAUACUCAACUGACUGGCAGCCUUACUUAUGAUUCCAAACAGACUAGUUGUUUCCUAUUCCAUCAGGCCCAAAGCAGAAUGACUAUCGUCAUCUGCACUCUCAAAGCACUCCCUAAAGUGUGCAACUUCAGCAUUUAAAUGCUGCAUUGUGAUUGUUGUGUGCAUUAAGGUGCAGUCUUAAGUCGUUUUGAUCUUUGUAGUCCCAGAGCUUAUUACUUGAGUUUACCUAAGCAGAUGAUAAGGAAUGACAGUCCAAUGGAGUGGGAUUGAUGGGAGCAGGAGUGUUGUAAGAACCCCAGUUUGGAACACAUGAGAAAGCCACUAUGGACUCAUGACAAUGAAAGAAGUAGGCAUAUGGGAGAAUCAGUAGGUAGGACUGGUAGAUGUUGAGGACUGGUGAGAGAAAGGAAUCUGAAGUGAGUCCGGUUUCUGGCUUGAGCAACUGGGUGAACAGAUUUUUUAAUAUGGAAGGAAUGGGAGGAUUGUCAGCUGUCAGAUGUUGUUGGGAAAUCUGAUUGUGGAGGGGUAAAGAUUGCUGAAUAAUCUUGAUGGCCUUUUUGAAUAUAUAUUGGUAUUAUUCAUGAGUUUAUAGGUAUACCAAUCAGCCUAGUGGUAUGGCUGUCUGCCUACUCAGGGAUCUGUGUGUAGCUUGAGAAACUGAGCACUAAGGAAUCAUCCCAAGUUGAAAACUUGACUUGCAAAAGAAAUGAAAGCAAACAAAAGAGUUUCAAACCAUUUAUAACUAUGUGAGGUGGUUAUACUGGUAGUAAUUGAACAAUUGACCUGGGAAGAUGGGAGCUGUGGUCAGAAAUUGGAAUACUUGGAUUACAAAUAUUGGAAGCAAAGUAGCUGCAGGUGAUUGGCAAAGUCUAGAGUACAGCUACAGGGGUGAAUGCCUAAGAGGCAUUCAAGGGAGGUUGCCUAGAGACUGGUUAAUGGACUGAGAGCUCAGGUGUUUUGUGGGGUAUGGGCUGUUGUUUUCAUGGACUUUCCAGUUGUCCAGGAUGGUGGUAGAAAUUGGCAUGGAGCAGGUGCCAACCUCUUGAGGGAGAGCACAAAUCCAGGAGAUUUGCAGACAGAGAAGGAGAGACUGGUGGCAUGAAUUUCAAAAGUGCUAAGAGUUCACACAGUCUACUAAAGACUCCCAUUUGGUGGAUAAUGUGAGGCUGGUGAGCGAAGCUAGCUGCCAGGCAGCUAAGAUAAAAUACCCUGACAGUCCUCUCCAGCUUGUCAGGACUCACUGGGGAUCACUGGGGAGAGACUACUAAGGCUGCUCUGUGGGGGCAGGAACCUCUUGCAAUAAAUGGGGAGGCAAGCCGUAAUGCCCAGAGAAUGUUGGAGUAGCAGAGCAUCUCACUGUCGGACACAUCACCUUUUACAGUUCCAUAUCUGUGUUCUUUCCUAAAUGUUAUUUAUAGUCCUAGAUCUUAACUAAUUUUCUGGGGUUUUGUGGGUUUUUUUAAACAUUCUCAGCAGAAUAGCUGGCAUCUGUCCUCUUCCUUUUGUCCCCCCAUCCCCACCCCUUAUAGUUUGGAUUCUUCCUUGGCCUAUUCUAGCACCAGCCACAUGCAUAAAUAUCUCUCUGAGUCUGUCUCAGGCCCCAGGCUCACUCUAACUCAGCCAGGCACCCGCUGGUGGCUCCAUCAGUCACCCAGGUCCUGAGAGCAGCACUCUGCUGAGCUGGAUCUGGGUCCUCCCUGUCCCGUCAUCAGCUUCAGGACAAGCUUUUUUUCAAGUCCCUGCUUGGACUUCAAGUGUCUAAUGCUGAGAGUCUAGACUGUAGAAAGAACAGUAUAUAUUUCUUUGAGAAAUAACAGCAUGCAAACUAUUUAAAGAACAAUAAGGCCAGUUUAAGGAACAAGUUGAAAACAGAUUGAAGGAGUGGCAAGAAUAAUAAGAUGCGGCCAUUUGGGAAAGGCUGCUCCACUGUGAAAGGCAGUGGUUCUCAACGUUUGCAAUAGAAUUAUCUGGAAGGCUUGUUAUAAUGCAGAUUGCUAAGCCCGCCUCCAGUUUCUGAUUCAGAAGAUCAGGAUAGGGUUUGAAAAGUUUUUUUCUGGUUGCUUUGAUUUUCUCAAUAAAGCAGGAAGUAGAUUUUGAGUUGAGAGUGAGAACGAGGGAAAGGAGUUGGAGUUUGAAGGAGAGGAGAACAUGAGUAUUGUUUCUAAGAGUGAGAAUGAGUGAAUUAGGAAAGUACAGUAAAUAUGAUUGCUAGUAAUAGUAAUAGCACACUUAAGGUUUAAUGUCAGAGGCUCGGAUUGGAGACUGGUAUAAGAUUGCUUUCUGGAGAGCUUGGUACUGUGAGACAGAGGACAGCUGGACUGUCAGAACCUACUCACUUCUUGAGGGGUGGACUGGUUUCUGACUUUUUACCUUAAGUCUAACUGGGGACUCCACUGGGACCUUUUGGACACUGGAAGUAUUGAAUUCCAUAGCCAAGGAAUGAUAAGCCUGGAGUCUGACUCCUGCUCUGGAAAUGUAGAACGCAAGCAGAAGUUCACCGACUGUUUUGAUGGUGGAGCCAGAUAAAUGCUGCUGCUUAUGCAUUGGCCUGCAUUUCCAGAAUUUGCCAUGGCACCUGAUGUAUGAGUAUAUUCUACAUGCCUUGCCAGGAGAGAAAGAAGCAUGGGUGGUCUUAGGUCCUGUCCAGUGGAACCAUUUGAAGAGGCAAGGAGACCUCAACACAAAGAAACUAGGAGUGUGCCAUGGGGACUGAAGAGGAAGUUGCGCUAGACUCCCAGAUUUUAACAGGGGUGUCCAACCUUUUGGCGUCUCUGCGUCACACUGGAAGAAGUGCUGACUUGGGCCACACAUGAAAAACAUUGCGACACGUAAUCACAAAAAAAUCUCAUAAUGUUUUAAGUAAAUUUAUGAUUUUGUAUUGGGCUGCGUUCACUGCCAUCCUGGGCUGCAUGUGGUCUGUGGGCCACAGGUUGGGCACCCCGAUUAGUUUCAUCCGUCAAGGUCAGGGGGACAACAGGAAUGCCCACUUUAAAGAUCUGCCUGGCCCAUAAGGUUCAGAACCACCCAGUUAAGCAAGAACUGUUUUAUUCCCUGAUUUCUCUGCACUUUGGGCCAGAGCAGCCAGCAACUAUUAGUUGGAGGGGAGGGGAGAAGAGCAGAGAGCAUACAGAUUAUUCCUCCCUUCCUCACUGCAGGCUCUUGGAGGGAGUAGAGCAGAGCUGGGAAGGAAAAACGGUAAAAGCUACAACAGGUGCAGAUUAUUGUUACAUAGGAUUAAACAUUCUAAUCACUUGAGAUUGUAUCUUAAAAUGAGCAUGAGACUAUGAACUAAGAAUGAGCUGAAAAGUCACAGGCUUGUUGCAGCUUUUUUCCAUAGCAGGGGAAGAGUACCCCGAAAUUAAAAAAGUUUGGAGUGGUGGUGAGAGACAAGAAUGAAGUUGGAUUUGGAUAGCAAUCUGUGCCUCAUGCUUCUUAGCAUACCCUUUAGAGACUUACUGUUUCUGCUGUUACUAGUGAGCUCCAGCUUUUGUUCCUGUAACACAGUCCUAAAGGAAUACAAGUCCAAAAGAAAGAACACGAUCUUGGCAGAGACACAGCUCAGCUCCAAACACUCAACCAUUUCUGUAGUUGCACAAAGCCCUUUAUAACUUUUUAGAGACCUGUAAUUAGAGCUUUUAAUCCCCAGGUUGUCCUCCUUCCCAGGUGACUUAGACUGGUCACCUGGUUCUAGGAUAUUGGACAAUUGCAAUAACUGCCUUAUUGGUCUAAUCGCAACCACUCCUGCCCCACAAAGUAAUUCUUUUUGCACACAGCCAAGUGAUCUUUUUAAAAUGUAAAUCAGGUUUGUCACUUCUCUGCUUAAAAUUCUUCAAUGGAUUCUCAUUGCUCUGAAAACAAGAGACAACCUCUUUCCCAGGCCCUGUGUGAUCUAGCCCAGGCCUCCCUCUCCAACUGCAUCUUAACCCACUUCUUCCUCGGAAAACUCCAGCCACAGAGGGGUUUUUAAAAUUUCUCCAGCUUUCUAAGCCAUUUCUACUUAGGGAUUUUAUAAUGCUGCUUCAUUUUCCUCGAGUACUCUUUCCCUGAUGACCUCAUUUUCAUCAUCUAGAUCUUCACGCCAACACCACCUUCUGUGGUAGAAACUGGCUAGGUGUUCACCAAGAUGUCCUUUCCCAAAACAAUUAAACCCCAUUUCCCAAUGCCUUACAUCAAGGUGGGGCUAUGUAAGUAGUCCUAUCCAUGGAAAGGGAGUGGAAGUGAUGUUUCACUACCAGACCAAGGCCACUAAAGAACAGAUGAACCUUCUCCUUAUUCUCCCACCCCCCUCCUCCACCUCCUAGGAUGACCCUGAAGUACAUGUUUUGAAGGUGAUGGAGUAAAAACAGAAGUCUGGAUACCUGAGUCACUGCUUGGAAGGGAAGCUGCUUGACUAAAAACAUCCACGUUGAAGUUUGAGCAAGGAAUGAACCUCUAUUGCAGUAAGCUAGUAUGUUUGGGGAGAUUCAGGGCAGUUAGCAUUAUAUAUCCUGGUUAAUUAAUAUAUCUCCUCUGGGCAUCCUGUCCACCGUACCUUACUCUUGAUCACAAAAGGCUUUUUGUUUCAUUCUGGUGCUUCAAACAUUUAAUUAUCUUACCAGGUGGUGGUCAACACCACCUGUCCCGUGAAUUUUAAUCUUAGUCGGGGGUGAGGAGUGGGGCAGGACGCUUAUUACAUCAGGAAGGUGAGAUGCUUAUUUUACCAGUUACACUUUGAUUAUGACAAGAAAAAAAAUCCCACUAAUGAAUGAAAAUACCUGAUGGUAGGUGGCUGUGGGCAUUGAUUUGAGAAAUCAAGGAUUUCGCAGUUAGGUCUCUGUCAUUCUCUUGGUCUCCUGAUUCUCUUGUUCACAAGGUGGUGUGUUCUUGGCUAAGCGGGGACACCCAGUGUACUGUUUACUAUAUACCACCUGGGGGUCUCACUGGUGGCCACAGUCUUACGCUCUUCACGGGUCCUUCUACAUUGUUAAUACAGUGGUGUAAAUAUGUUUCAUUAUUCCCUAUAACAUAGCUGAGACCAAUCUAAACUAUCAGUAUUUCAAAUAUAUUUAAUUUUCUCCCCCACCCCUCCUCAUAUCUUAGCAGCCUGUCAGUAACUCAUUCAAUUUGGUAUAUGUUUAUAUAGAACUACAAAAAUCAACAGCAACAAAAUAGAAGUCAAUAGAAAAAAUGGGCAGGAGGUUGGAACUGGCACCUUAUAGAACAGGAUUUUUAAAUAGCCAGUGGAAACAUGAAAAGGUCAGUCCCAUUAGUAAUCAGAGAAAUGCAAAGUAACACCAAAUGCCACAUCAUUACACAUACACUGGAACUGGGGGGAAAUGCCACCAUAUAGCAAAAAUGUGGAAUAAAGUGAAUUCUCGUGUGGAUUACAUGAAAAUUCUCAUAUCCCUGGUGAGGGAGUAUAAACUGAAAAUUUUGGAAACAGACUGGCAUUAUCAACUAAAGUUAAGGGCAUACAUACUUCGUAAGCAGACAGUUCUACUUACUAGUUGUAUUUCCAACAGAAAUGUGUGCAGCUGCACAAGAGGCAUUUGCAAGAUUGUUCACGGGCACCAUUUGUAGGAACCACAGACUGAUCACUAGGCAGUUCACAAGCUAUUUGAACCCUCUCUCCUCCCCAAAACGCCCACUAUAGCACCAGCAACAGAUCUUCACAACAUAAACUGGAAACUUAUAUCCAUAAUAUUCAGGUUUCAACCAAAAUUACCAAACAGGAAGUGAUAAUCCUGUAAUUAUAAAAUUGUAAACAGUAAUUUUUACUUAGAGUAAAAGAAUAAUAACUGCAGUGACCUCAGGUGUUGGAUCUGGCUGUCAAAUAUUUUAAAGUAGCUGUUUUCUGAUGUGUUCAAAUAAUGAGGAAAAUGUAAGAAAUUUUAAAAAAAAUGGUUCAAGGGAUAUACAGAGGAGAAACUUUGCCAGGGACAUAGAAGCUAUAAAAAGGAAUCAUGAAAAUUCUAAAACUAAAAAGAAAUUCAAUGUAAAUUACUCAGCUUGAACAACAGAAAAAAGUCCGAGAGAAAUGGACAGGGCCUCAUGAACCUGUGGCACUACAAGACCUAAUGUGUCAUCAAAAUCUUAGAAGAUGAGAAAGAGGAUGGACUGAGAAAGUACCUGGUGAAAAACUAGCUGAAACAUUUCUAAACUGGGUAAGAGACAAAAACCUAUGGACUCAAGAAGCAGAGUGAACAACCCCUAAACCAGAUAAUCAUUAAAAGGUCCAUAUCAAAACAUUAAACUUACAAAAUUAAAGAGUGUAUUGAAAGCUAAAGAAAACUGCUGUACCUAAAUUGGGAAGAACAAUUUGAAAGAGAGCAGAGUUCUUUUCAUCAGAAACUAUGGAAGCUAUAGAAAAAUGGCACAUUAUUUUUCAGAUGUUUAAAUAAAACAACCCAGAAUCAUACCCAGUGAAAAUAUCCUGAAGGAAUGAAGGAGAAAAUGUAGACAUUCUCAGUUGAAGGAAAAGUAAAAUUUGUCACCAGCUGACCUACCCUAAAAAAAGGAGGGGGCUAGAAGAGUUUGUCUAAACAAAGGAAAUGAUGAAAUCUGAGAAUAUUGAGAAGUGUGAAAGACCACAGUAAAAGUAUGUGCAAAUACAACUAGCUUUCCUGAGUUGUGCUUGAUGUUUGAAGCAAAAAUCAACACUGUUGUGGUUUUAAAUGUAUGUAAAAGAACUAAGACAAUUCCACUAAAAAUGUAGAAGGAUAAAGGGGAUGUAAGUUUUCUUGACUUCACUUGAACUGGUGACAUAACACCUGUAGACUAUGUUAAGAUUAUAUAUGGACACAUAGAGCAACCACUAAGAAGCUAUACAAAGAUAUAAGCUCAAAAAUACUAUAGUUAACUCGAAAUUAUAAAAAGUAUUCAGUUAAUCCAUAGGAAGGCAGAAAAGAGAAAAUGACAAGAGGAAAAAAAAAUAAGAUGGCUGACUAUUCCCUAACAACAAUUACAAUAUAUGUUAAUGAUCUGGAUACAUCAAUUAACAGAAUUGGGCAGCAUAGUAAAAAGCAACCUAAUUAUUAUCUACAGGAAAUUCACUUAAAAUAUAAUAGUAUAGGCAAAUUGGAAGUAAGGAUGAAAAAGAUACAUAAUGCAAACACUGCUCAAAGGAAAACAGGAGUGCGUAAGUCAGAUAAAGUUGACUUCGGAGGAAAAGAUUUUGUCAGAGAAGGACAUUACAUAAUGAUAAGCAGGUCAGUGCAGUAUGAAGGAAUAACAAUGCUAGAGCAGGCUGCAAAACAUGAAAACUGAUAUAACUAAAAGGAGAAAUAGGCAAAUCCACAAUUGCAGUUGGAGACUUCAACACCCCUCUCAUUAAUUGGUAAAGCAACUAGACAGAAAAUUGGCAUUUAUAUAUAGGAGAACUAUUAGAAAUAGUUCUAAAAUUAAGAAUUAGGGAAAUCUUCAAACACUAAGAAGCUAAAUAAUAUACUUCCAAAUAAUCCAUGGGUCAAAGAAUUUACACGGGAAAUAAUACAUUGAAUAAUUAAAGUGAAAGCACAACAUCAAAUUUUGUGAUACAGCGAAAGCAAUGCUGACAGGUAUAUUUAUUGCUCUAAAUGCAUACAUUGAAAGAGAUAGUCUCAAAUCAAUAAGGUUCUCACCUCAAUCAUCUAGAAAAAUGUGGAGUAAGAUGAAUCCAAAGCAAGUAGGAAGAAGGCGAUUAGUAAAGGUAGGAGCAGAAAUCCAUGAAAUUGAAAACAAAAACAGUAGAACAAGCCAGUGAAACAACUGUUUCUUUGGCUUGAUGAAUAAAAGAUGAAUAAAAUUACAAACCUCUUGAAGGACUAACAGAAAAGACAAAUUAUCAGUAUCAGAAAUGAAACAACCAUCACUACAACCUGGGCAGACAUAAAUAUAUAAAGAUAAUACAAAUACUGCAACAACUCUACACAUAUUUGACAACUUAGUUGGAACAUUUCCUUAAAAAUAAAACCACAUGAAAUGUUACAACUCAUUUAAUAUGAAGUAAAUAAUUUAAAUAGCCCUGUAACUAUUAAGGAAAUUAAAUUCCAAGAAAUUUUUUAAAUUCCAAGAAAAAAAAAAAAAGCAAAAUAGAGACAGACUCAUAGAUAGCAGACUUACAGCUGUCAGAAGAAGGGUGGGGGGACUGGGUGGGGAGUGUGGAGGGAUGGAGCAAAAAAAAAAAAUUACUUGAACAAUAACAUUUCAAUAAAAAUAUGUCAAAAAAAGACUGAAGCAGAAUGGGGACAGGGACCUGCUCCGCCUUGCUGCUGCAACUCCCCUGACUGGAACAGUAUCUGGUAUAUAGCAUAUUUUUUGGCGUAUAAGAUGCACCCCCCCCAAUUUGGGAGGAAAAGGGGGGGUUUAUCUUAUAGUUUGAAUGUAGCUUACCUGGCUCACUGUGGGGGUUGGCAGUAGAGUGGGGAGUGGGGUCACAGGUUAUUAAAUACUGCAUGUUUUGCUUCAAAAAUUUUUUCCCUAUUUUUCUCCUCUAGAACCUAGGUGCUUCUUAUGGUCUGGUGUGUCUUAUAGUCCUAAAAAUAUAGCAGUAAAUGCUCAAUAAAUAUUAUCAAAUUAAAAAAAAAAAGAACCUUAACCUAGUCUCACACCUUAUACAAAAAUUAACACAAAAUGGAUCAUGAACUUUGAUGCAAAAUAAUAAAACUAUAAAACCUGUAGAAAAGAAACAAGAGAAUAUCUUUGGAAUCUUGGGUUAGGCAAAGAGGGUUAAACUUGACAUUGAAAACAUAAUCUGUAAAAGGAAAUAUGGAUAAACUAGACUUCAUCAAAAUUUUUUAAAAUGCUCUAUGAAAGACCCUGUUAAGAGGAAGCUAUAGACUGGGAGAAAAUAUUUGCCAACUACAUAGCUGACAAAGGACUAGUAUCUCAAUAGUAAAAAACCUGAUAACCUUAUAUCUACUAAAGAAAUUGAGUUUGUAAUGUAAAACCUCCUCCACAAAAACAAAAAACCCCAAGGCCCAGAGGGCCCUACUGGCAAAUUCCACCAACCAUUGAUGGAGGAAAGAACAUCAAUCCUACACACUCUUCAAGGAAGUAGAAAAGGACUGAACACUUCCCAACUCAUUUUGUUUGUGACUCUCUGAGACAGAAACCUGGGAGCAGAAUUGCUAGAACAUGCUGCAUUUAAUUAAAUUCACUAAGUGCUGGCAGAUUGCUCCCAGUACACGUGCCCAUCAACAGUGCGUGAGGCUUCUUGUUUUCCACUAUCUCCCCAACCUUGUAUAUGAUAGAGAUAACAAUGCUGUGGAGAGAAUGGCUAUUGGAGAGAAAUACCUGGUUUCAAAAACUGGCUCUACUAUUUUCUGACUCUGACCUUGUAUAAUUUACCUAAUCUGUAUCUCAGGUUCCUCACUUGUACAAUGGAAAAAUAUUAGUAGCUAUCUUAUAAACCUCAGGGCUUCCUAGGCAUUAAUGGGUGAAAAUGGUACUGUGUUAUACUUCAGACAUUUCCCCUAUUUAUCCUAUUUCUGAAUGAGGAUUUCAAAUUAGAAUAAAAAGCUACAGAAAUAAGUGAGUUUCAGGUGAGCUACAGACCAUUAGUAUUUUUGGUUUUGGGAUUAUUGGUGCAUGCAGUGUACAAAGUGGAUCACAAAUUUCCUUAUAAAUUAGGAUAUGCAAAUAAAAUUGAGCUCCUCUCAAUUAUUGAUCUGAUUUUCCUCACAAGUUCACUCCCAUCCUGCACUCCAUCAAAUAGUGGAAGAGACUAGAAAUAAAUUUAAUUCAGUCUUUUUA
This is a messenger RNA of Artibeus jamaicensis (Jamaican fruit-eating bat), 12598 nucleotides long. It is a transcript of the gene RRP8, whose product is annotated as ribosomal RNA processing 8. Gene Ontology annotation, biological process: rDNA heterochromatin formation; regulation of transcription by glucose; cellular response to glucose starvation. The record is from RefSeq and is a predicted model, not a curated record. Gene Ontology annotation, cellular component: chromatin silencing complex; nucleolus; rDNA heterochromatin. Bases 93 to 1460 code for a protein of 455 amino acids. Gene Ontology annotation, molecular function: methyltransferase activity. NCBI's taxonomy places the organism in Eukaryota, Metazoa, Chordata, Mammalia, Chiroptera, Phyllostomidae. The transcript has 7 exons.